Molecule: messenger RNA, 2528 nt
Organism: Cephus cinctus (wheat stem sawfly)
Lineage: Eukaryota; Metazoa; Arthropoda; Insecta; Hymenoptera; Cephidae
Product: cytochrome P450 4C1
Exons: 11
Coding region: 64-1608 (514 amino acids)
Molecular function (GO): monooxygenase activity; oxidoreductase activity, acting on paired donors, with incorporation or reduction of molecular oxygen; iron ion binding
Source: RefSeq, a predicted model, not a curated record
GUCAGUAUCAGUCCGUAUUGAACUCACUUCCUAAGAGCACGCAUUUUAUAUUUCAGUAAAAACAUGUUGCUCUACGUAGUACUCUCUUUAUUGAUUUUAAUAAUUAUUCUUAUAGUUCCAUAUCACUUAAUAGUACAUAAAAGUGGAAACGGUAAACUCAUUAACAAGAUUCCAGGCCCUAAGGCAUAUCCAAUUUUGGGAAAUCUGUUAGCCUUUGUAGUACCUUUUGAAGAACUCUGGCAUGUUGUACGUGGCAUGAACGAAAAAUAUUAUCCGAUUUAUAGAAUUUGGAGAUUCUCGCAUUCAGUGAUAAAUAUUCGUCAUCCCGAUGAUAUUGAGGCCAUCAUCGCCAACUCAAAGCACAUAGAAAAAAGUUUGAUAUAUAGGUUCCUUCAGCCAUGGUUCGGCACUGGUCUCCUUACAAGCACAGGACGUAAAUGGCAACAGCGUCGAAGAAUUCUUACACCAGCCUUUCACUUCAACAUUUUGACCGAAUAUUCUAAAACAUUUAUCGAGCAUGCAGAAGGACUUGUAAAUUCGCUGAAAGCGGAAGGUGAAGAAACUGUGAAAGACAUCGUCCCGCUUAUCACCACUGUUACACUGAGUUCAAUAUGCGAAACCGCAAUGGGUACGCCCGUACAAGAGGAUGAAGAUUUUCAAACAAAAUUUCAAUUUGCUGUUCAUAAAAUGGGCGCAAUUGUUGUGUCAAGAGUUUUUCAUCCGUGGCUUUUUAAUGACUGGUUGUACAAAUUCACACCGACUUUCCGCCUGCAAACAAAAGUUCUUGAUAUACUGCAUGGAUUUUCAUUAAAAAUAAUAAACAUACGACAGCAAUAUCACGAUGCAACCGGCGGGAAGUAUUUAAAUCAGUUUUCUACUGACAAGAAGAAUAUCGACGGGAACGAAGUGAAAGACAGUCAACGUAAAAGAUUGUCAAUGCUUGAUCUUCUUAUUGGAGUAUCCAGAAAUACUGGUCAGAUAGACCUCGCUGGUAUCAGAGAAGAAGUGGACACCUUCAUAUUCGAAGGACAUGACACCACGUCGAUGGCUAUAUGUUUCAUUAUACAACUCCUUGCGGAGCAUAAGGAUAUUCAGGAAAAGGCAAGGAAAGAGAUCGAUGAAAUAUUGAAACAAAAUGAUGGAGAAGUGACGAUAACGGAAAUCCAACAGUUCGCCUAUCUUGAUCGUUGCAUCAAGGAGUCACUGCGUCUCUAUCCCAGCGUGCCAUUCAUGUCCCGAAAACUGUCCGAAGAUCUUCAAUUAAAGAAUUAUCUGCUACCUGCUGGAACAUCGGUGCAUAUACAUACCUUUGAUCUCCAUAGGGAUCCCAAUUUUUGGCCUGAUCCUUUGGUGUUUGAUCCUGAUAGAUUUCUGCCAGAGAAGAUACAGGGUCGACAUCCGUUUUGCUAUUUGCCGUUCAGCGGGGGACCUCGUAAUUGUAUUGGCCAGAAGUUUGCGAUGCUGGAACUGAAGGCUAUUAUAGGUCUGCUGCUGCAUAAUUUCUACUUAGAAGCAAUCGAUCGCCCUAGCGAGACACGCUUUCUACCAGAUCUGAUAUUGAGACCGGCUCAUCCUAUUCGCGUAAGGUUUGUUACCAGACGAAAGUGAAGUAACGGUGAGACAAGAUAAUAAACGGAUUCUAUAUCACGUAUUCUGGGAUUUUCUUCGGAUGUAUUCGACUUGGGCGCUUUCACGCUUUUAUCGCUCGUGAGCAUUGCAUAUACUGUUCGACUUAUAGUGCUGGGAGUGUUCACAGAAGUUACUUUUGGCAGUGUUCGAUCGCAUUAGGUCGUGCUCAUGGACACUUUUUCCAUCGAGAUAGGGCAGUGUGAGCAUGAGCAUUUAAGCGCACUAAUUCAUAACAUCGUUGCGCAAAAAUUAAGCAACUUUUUUAUAACAUUAAAGGAGGAUGAAACUGUAUUAUUACUGCAUAUUGCUGCAUAACUGAAAGUAUUACUUGUAAAGUAAUUGUGCAUUAUUAAAUAUUAUUAUAUAUUAUUAAUAAUGAUUACAAAAUAUGAAGUAAUCAAAGCAUUUUCCAAGUAUUCAAAAGAAUAAUUUUUUAAUUUUCAUCAUAGUAAUGCAGCCAAACAUGGAAAGGGAUCCACGAACAUUUCAUAAUCAUCAUCAAUAUCAUUAUCAUCAUAAAUUACGUCAAAUAAUUGUUCUAUUAUAUGAAAAAAAAUAUAGCUUGAUUUAUAUCCGUCAUGUUGGCUUCCAUUACUACUUAUAACGCCAAACCGAACGAUCUAUCGGAUCUAUUGAAACCUGAGCGGAAGGGCGCAGAAUCCAACUUGAACAAAUAUACACAGUGUUCAUACGCCCGAGAACUGAAAUCGUGUAAGCGCUCAAGUCGAACGCAUCCUUAAUAUAUUAGUUUCACUUGGGUACAUCAGCAAUAAUUGAUCAUGUCAUGAAUUUUGUAGGGACGGUAUUUUGUUAUACUAUAAUUGACUUACAACGAAAAACGAUUUGUACUUAUCAAACAUUAUUACUAUAGCAAUUAAUAAAAAUUAAUUUUAGCUUGU